GGAACAAACAAAAUAAUUUCUGGGUAAGAUUAUCACGUAUAAAUAUAUAAGCAAUUGUAGAAAAAUAUGUUCUUAUAUCAUUUACGAUGAAGCAUCUUUCAGGUGUACUUGUGUUUCUUACACUACUUCUCAACUUUUCAUCAGGACAAUCAAUUUGCUGCAUAGGUGCCAAUACCUUUCAGAUAUGUUCUAAUUUUUUGGGUUUAAUACAAAUUACAAUUGGACCUGUAAUAUCCUGUCCAACUGGAUACAUUUGCGAUGCUUCUUCUAACAGUCCUUGUGUACUAGAUUCAUCCACAACGACAACCAGUACAGUAACUACUACUUCUGCAAGUACUACAUCUCCAAUAACCACUACAGUUCCAGUUACAACAAUUAGAACAACAACUCCAGCUGCAACUACUACAUCUCCAAUAACCACUACAGUUCCAGUUACAACAAUUAGAACAACAACUCCAGCUGCAACUACUACAUCUCCAAUAACCACUACAGUUCCAGUUACAACAAUUAGAACAACAACUCCAGCUCCAGCAGUUACAACUACAGAACAAACUACUACAACCUCAGUCAUCACUUCUACCUCAGCACCUGCUACUACAACAGUGUUAACAACAACAACCGGUCCAAGUGGUACACCACCAACAUGCACCUCAGCUGGUACAAGAUAUCCCGGUCCUACUUGUAACCAAUACUACGAAUGCAUUUCCGUCUGGUGGUGGUACGAAUAUAGAUUAAGAACCUGUGGAUCUGGUUUAGCUUAUAGUUCGUCACAGCAGCAGUGUGUUUCAACCACGGGAAGCUGUGCUAACUAAAUUCUAUUACUUCAAAUAAUGUAGAAAAGUCUAAUAUAAUAAUGAAUCGAUGAAGCAUUUAA
Molecule: messenger RNA, 874 nt
Organism: Agrilus planipennis (emerald ash borer)
Lineage: Eukaryota; Metazoa; Arthropoda; Insecta; Coleoptera; Buprestidae
Product: integumentary mucin C.1-like
Exons: 4
Coding region: 87-812 (241 amino acids)
Cellular component (GO): extracellular region
Molecular function (GO): chitin binding
Source: RefSeq, a predicted model, not a curated record